This is a messenger RNA of Camelus dromedarius (Arabian camel), 1472 nucleotides long. RefSeq names its product cell death inducing DFFA like effector a (gene CIDEA). The coding region runs from base 864 to 1472 and encodes 202 amino acids. The record is from RefSeq and is a predicted model, not a curated record. NCBI's taxonomy places the organism in Eukaryota, Metazoa, Chordata, Mammalia, Artiodactyla, Camelidae. Gene Ontology annotation, biological process: apoptotic process; regulation of apoptotic process; lipid storage. The transcript has 5 exons. Gene Ontology annotation, cellular component: lipid droplet.
AGCUUCUUGGUGGCCACGCCCUUCGGAGCACAGUGCCCCCACUGCCCCCUGCCCUCUGCCCUCUCUACACACCUGCUCGUGUGUCACAGAUGCCACUGGAGCAGCAGGGGCAGCCAGCCUGACUUCCUGCCCGUCCUCCCAGAGUGUGGCCCCUGGGCCCACGUCCUCCCCCAUGUCCCCGUCCAGUGUGUCCCCAGACCCACGGGGUUCAGUAUAAUCUCAGCCUCAGCUACAGACGUGCUCCCCUCCUGUGUUUCUCACUCAGGGCACCAGCCAGACUGGGCAUCACCUGCAGCUGCUCCCCUCGUGUUCCUCACCACAUCCAGCAAGAUGCUCCUGCCCCCACCAUGCCCAAUAUCAGCCCAGGUCACCCCCGACAUCACCCACGGGCUCCCCUGGGCCAGUCCAGCCUCCGGGCCACCCCAGAGUGUCCUCUCAAAUCUGCAUCUGAGCACGUCACCCCCAUCUCUGCUGGGACCCACUGAGUGCUCAGGGCUGUGCAGACUCUCCCCAAGGAACUCCCGUGCCCCCCAGCCCCCAAACACCCCCAGGACUGCCUGAUACAAUGCUCCCGUCCCACUGGGCGUCUGCCCUUCCCGAACCUUCCUGAAACUGACCCACACACCACUGCCUCACCCAUCCUCCAAACCCCAGUCCCAGUGUCCCUCUAGGGGCACCUUUGGGCAGAAUUCAUUCCUUUGUUCCCUUUGCAGUUGGCCCUCGUGUGUCCCUGGGAACACAGCACCUCAUUCACUCAUCCAUUCAUUCAUUCAUUCACGGAUGAGCCUGCACUCCAAGAGGCCUGAAACGGGAACGUCAAAGAUGUUUUAUUCCUCUGCUCCGUUUCCAGGCCCCUGACAUUCAUGGGGUCGCAAACAAAGAAGGUCCUGCUGGCUCCCCUGAAGCAUCCCGCUCGCCCCUUCCGGGUCUCCAGCCACGACCGCAGCAGCCGGCGCGGGCUGAUGGCAGGCAGCCUGGGCGAGCUCCUCAGCAAGACCCUAGACGCCCUGAUGAUCACCAGCAGACUGGUCACUCUGGUGCUGGAGGAAGAUGGCACAGUGGUGGACACAGAGGAGUUCUUCCAGACGCUGGGGGAUAACACGCACUUCAUGGCCUUGGAGAAAGGACAGAAGUGGACGCCGGGUGGGAACUGUGUCCCAGCCCGCCAGCCGCCGAGGAGAUCGGGGAUAGCGAGGGUCACCUUGGACUUGUACAAGCUGAACCCCAGGGACGUCGUCGGCUGCCUCAACGUGAAAGCCACCAUGUACGAGAUGUACUCCGUGUCCUACGACAUCCGGUGCAUGGGGCUCAAGGCCCUGCUGAGGAGCCUGCUGCGGGUCCUGUCUCACGCCGCCCAGGUGACUGGCCAGUUUCUCGUCUACGCGGGCACAUACAUGCUCCAGGUGCUGGCUGACACGGAAGAGCAGGUGGUGGCUGGCUCGUGCUGUAGGCAGGGGGUCACAAGCGGAUAG